AUGUUCGCCCGCGUCUUUCUCUUGUCUGUCAUCUUGCUUCUCCUUCUCGUUUCACAAGCCACUGUUAAGGCAUCGACUAGUUCGACUGAAUGUGAUGGAGGUAUAGCUCGCUGUUGCGAAGAGGAUUCAUCUCAGUGGGGCAAUGUUAACGAUGAGGAGUGCCGAAGCUACUCAGAGCCUUGUGAGAGUGGCUACCUAGCAUCUUGCUGCUACACCAUCAGCGCCAUACACGGUCGAUCUGAGUUGGCAUUGAACAGGACUAUUAUUUCUGCCAACAGGCUGGGUCAAAUUGAGGACGGUUGCUAG
This is a messenger RNA of Suillus subalutaceus, 306 nucleotides long. RefSeq lists its product as uncharacterized. The transcript has 3 exons. Lineage: Eukaryota; Fungi; Basidiomycota; Agaricomycetes; Boletales; Suillaceae. The record is from RefSeq and is a predicted model, not a curated record. The coding region runs from base 1 to 306 and encodes 101 amino acids.